This is a messenger RNA of Castor canadensis (American beaver), 2216 nucleotides long. It is a transcript of the gene Ntn3, whose product is annotated as netrin 3. Gene Ontology annotation, molecular function: protein binding. Gene Ontology annotation, biological process: tissue development; animal organ morphogenesis; motor neuron axon guidance. Gene Ontology annotation, cellular component: basement membrane. The record is from RefSeq and is a predicted model, not a curated record. NCBI's taxonomy places the organism in Eukaryota, Metazoa, Chordata, Mammalia, Rodentia, Castoridae.
GCAGCCGGGAGGAGGCAGCGGUCCGGGCGCCCCAGGCCCCGCCCGCCCACAGCCCUUCCCGGGAGGCCGGGAGACCUGCUCGGCCCGGCCCUCGGUGGGUGAGUGCGAGCAGCGGGCAGCGGGUGGGGCCUCCGCGGGCGGAGGCACCGGCAGCGGGGACGACGCCUGUCAUAGCUCCAGGCCCAGCGGGAGGACGCGCCAACAUACCCUUUGCUGCGCUCGGUCGCGGGCGUGCCCGCGGCUGCUCCCACUUCUGGGCCCGCGCUGGGGCCACCUGGGGGCUCUGUUUGCUUGGCACUGCGGGCCCGGCGGGCAGCCCCUCGGACGAGGCUACCCCCUGCCCCAGGGCAGAGUCGUGGGGCCCCCGCCGGCUGGCUGCCCCACGGCGACUUUGGCCAUGUCCGGCUGGCCCUGGGGGCUACUGCUGACCGCCGGCACGCUCUCCGCUGCACUAAGCCCGGGGCUGCCGGCGCCCGCUGACCCCUGCCAUGACGAGGGGGGCGCGCCCCGCGGCUGCGUUCCAGGCCUGGUGAAUGCAGCCCUGGGCCGUGAGGUGCUGGCGUCCAGCACGUGCGGGCGGCCGGCCACUAGGUCCUGCGACGCCUCGGACCCUCGGCGGGCACACCCUGCAACCCUCCUGACCUCGGCAGCGGGCACAGCAAACCCUCUGUGCUGGCGCUCUGACUUGCUUCAUCGGGCACCCCUCAACGUGACCCUCACAGUGCCCCUGGGCAAGGCUUUUGAGCUGGUCUUCGUCAGCCUACGCUUCUGCUCAGCUCCUCCCGCCUCCGCGGCCCUGCUCAAGUCGCAGGACCAUGGCCGCAGCUGGACCCCUCUGGGUUUUUUCUCAUCCCACUGUGGCCCGGACUAUGGCCGUCUGCCUGUCUCUGAUGAUGGCCCUGCUGGCCCAGGGCCUGAGGCCCUGUGCUUUCCAGCCCCCCAGGCUCAGCCUGAUGGUGGUGGCCUUCUGGCCUUCAGUGUGCAGGACGGCAGCCCACCAGGCCUGGAUCUGGACAGUAGCCCUGUGCUCCAAGACUGGGUGACCGCUACAGAUAUCCGCAUAUUGCUCACAAGGCCUGCCAUUCUGGGGGACACCAGGGAUUCAGAGGCCCCAGUCCCUUACUUCUACUCAGCCACUGAGCUCCAGGUGGGCGGUCGCUGCAAGUGCAACGGGCAUGCCUCAAGGUGCCUGCUGGACACCCAGGGCCACCUGAUCUGCGACUGCCAGCAUGGCACCGAGGGCCCUGACUGCGGUCGCUGCAAACCCUUCUACUGCGACAGGCCAUGGCAGCGGGCUACAGUCCGGGAAGCCCACGCCUGCCUUGCUUGCUCCUGCAAUGGCCAUGCUCGCCGCUGCCGUUUCAACAUGGAGCUGUACCGACUGUCCGGCCGCCGCAGUGGGGGUGUCUGCCUCAAUUGUCGGCACAAUACCGCUGGUCGCCACUGUCACUACUGCCGGGAGGGUUUCUAUCGUGACCCAGGUCGUGCCCUGAGUGACCGCCGUGCUUGCAGAGCUUGUGACUGUCACCCUGUUGGGGCUGCUGGCAAAACCUGCAACCAGACCACAGGCCAGUGUCCAUGCAAGGACGGUGUCACUGGCCUCACCUGUAACCGCUGUGCCCCAGGCUUCCAGCAGAGCCGUUCUCCUGUGGCACCCUGUGUUAAGACCCCUGUCCCUGGACCCACUGAAGAGAGCAGCCCUGUGGACCCACAGGACUGCGAGUCGCACUGCAGACCUGCGCGUGGCAACUACCGCAUCAGCCUGAAGAAGUUCUGUCGGAAGGACUACGCUGUGCAGGUGGCGGUGGGCGCAGGCGGAGAGGCGCGCGGAGCGUGGACGCGCUUCCCAGUAGCAGUCCUCGCCGUGUUCCGGAGUGGCGAGGAGCGCGCGCGUCGCGGGAGCAGUGCGCUGUGGGUGCCGGCCCGUGAUGCGGCCUGUGGCUGCCCGCGCCUACUACCCGGCCGCCGCUACCUACUGCUGGGGGGCGGGCCCGGGACCGCGGCCGGGAGCGCGGGGGGCCGGGGACCUGGACUCAGCGCCGCCCGCGGAAGUCUCGUACUGCCCUGGAGAGACGCGUGGACGCGGCGCCUGCGGAGGUUGCAGCGGCGUGAGCGGCGGGGGCGCUGCGGGACAGCUUGAGCCCGCGGACCGGGCGGGGGACUGGGCGGGGCGCUGCUUGCACAUCACGGCGCACGUUCAUCAGUGCAUUCGCCUG